AUGACAUCCCUUCUCCAGAAAGUAAUCGGCGGCGGCGUCAAGGCCGAGAAGCCCAUCAAACUCUACGGCCAUGCAGGCGGCCCAAACCCAUGGAAGGUCGCUGUGAUCCUGCGGGAGCUGGACAUCCCGUACGACAUGGAGAUCAUGGACUUCGGCGAUUUAAAAAAGGAGCCGUUCGAGUCGAUCAAUCCCAAUGGCCGCGUGCCAGCCAUCGAAGACCCAAAUACCGGGUACAAGUUGUGGGAAUCCGGUGCAAUCAUCGACUAUCUCAUUGAAACCUACGAUACCACUAACAGCCUUUUCUACACCUCCGGCGCUGAAAGGGGCCAACGCGCCUGGUUCGUGCUCUACCACUCCGAGAAGGACCUUACGUCCGCCUUAGACCAAUAUGGAGGCGAGGUCAAGCGGACGAUAGGCGUGAUUGACCGGCACUUGAAGAAGAUCGGCCAGCCGUAUUUGUGUGGUGAGAAGAUCUCGUAUGCGGAUCUCAUGUUCAUGCCGUGGCAUUGGUUGGUUCUCUACCCGCCGCAUGUGAUGGGCGAGGGGUUUCCGAAGGAGUGGGAGAGCGAGUUUUCGGAAGCGUGGAGGUAG
Messenger RNA from Baudoinia panamericana UAMH 10762, 591 nucleotides. RefSeq lists its product as uncharacterized. Bases 1 to 591 code for a protein of 196 amino acids. The transcript has 3 exons. The record is from RefSeq and is a predicted model, not a curated record. NCBI's taxonomy places the organism in Eukaryota, Fungi, Ascomycota, Dothideomycetes, Mycosphaerellales, Teratosphaeriaceae.